UGAACAUCACCAAACAACCAACAAAGAGCAGUCUGUCGAUCCUGAGAGCGGACGAUCGAGUCAGCCACAACGUCUAACUGACCAGUAUGGGACAGAACCAAGACAAAUUAGAGGGGGGAGAACAAGCUCUCUGUGAAGGAACGGAGGAGACGGGGCCGUGUCCUGACUCUGGAGAUGGAGGCAAUCCUAAAAGUGAUGUCAUGGAAGGAGGAAGCUCCUGUGAGGAGGAGGAGGAGGAAGAGGAGGAGGAGGCUGGUAACACAGAGGAAAAGCCAGGAGCCCAGGAUCUUGGCCCCAGCCAGGAGCCAACAACACCUUCUACCGAGAAGCCCAUAAAUUUGCGGGUGAGUCCUUUCACUGCGAAGGAGGUGAGACAGGGAGGGGCUGUAGGAAAGGAGGGCGGAGGAAGAGGAGAGAGAGGCAGGACCGCUCCACUGGUUCCACUGGAGACAGGCAAGAACCAAAAGAGUAGAGCGAGGAGUGAAGAGAGAGCCAAGACAUUCAAAGUUUUUGACCAAAUCAAGAAAGAGCAGGAGAAGACAGAGGAGGAGCUUCGAACAUCUUCAAAGGUGAAAAUGGAGAAUCAGAUUGAGGACAUGGUCCAGCAUGAGGAGGAGAGCUUCUCUGGAGAUUCACAUGAAAAGCAUGGCCUUGCUCUUACCUCAGUGGAUGCCUACAGUUUUGACACCAAAGAGCAUUCCAAGAUGAUGAAGAGCAGCAUAGGUGGAGCUUAUGGUGGAGCUAAUGAUCUCAUCCAGAGAGCAGAAACUGAGAUGCUACCAUCUCUUCAUCAACAUCAGAAUGACACCAUGACGGUUGAGGUUGAGGAUGAAGAUUUGAAACUUUGUGCAGGAACAGUCGGCCACUUGAGUGAGAGGAAAGAACCGCCUUCAGCUAAACCCCAACAUCCUUUGAAAAACAUGCUUCAGAAAGAGCCUCUAUUAGACAUGAGCGAUACCAUUCACCAUAGACCUCCAAAAGAGAGAACAGAAAAUACUACAAAGGGGGAAACACUAACAUUUGAUGAAGGCAGCAUUUAUGUUGGUGAGGAAAAGGCUGUUGUGAAUGACUACUCUUUCAGAAAACCAAAGGUCACUGAGGCAGGUCAACAAAAGGAACCAGUGAGGCCUUAUCUCCACAUGAAAACAUCUGAAUCUAAUCAAACCACGGCCUCGUUUUCAGAGCCAAGUCCAGUGGUGUCCAUUGAACCCAGCUCCAUUUUGGAGAAGCUUCUGAAGAGAAAUAAAACCGAAGCCACCCCAAGUCUUUCAAAAAUUAAAGAGGUUGACAUAUACAACAAGGACAGCAUGGAUGAUCUGGUGGAGUCAAAUGUAAAAGUGUUUGACAAUGCUGCAGCAGAGAUAUCUACUGAUAAAACUGACCAGCUACUAUGUAACAAGUCUCAUUCUUCCAAUCAAGAAGAUAAACCAUCUAAAGCAAAGCAUGCGACAAAAGAUCAUGACAGUAAGGAGCUGGAUGUGAAACAGAUAAAUACUGCUGAUUAUAAGACUUCAAAUGUACUCCGCUGUCAGCCUGAAGUGAUUGGAAACAUACUUGAGAGCUCCCUUGCAAAAUUACAUCAAGACAGUGUUGAUUAUCAGUGUGCAAAUCAGGAUAUUAGCUCAAGAGAUGCUUUAGUUAAGGAGGGGAUCAUGCUAAAUAUAGACCCUGCCACAAACCUGUCCUCAAAUAGCUUACAGUCAUCUGCUCUACUUGAGAAAACGUCAUGUGAAAUGAAUGUUGUGAACAAUGAGGAGGCUGCACCAUCAUCAGUGAGUACCACAAAAGGACACCCUGCAGGCUCAUCCCAGUUACUUAAUGAUGAGGAGAUACAUACCAAUGCAGUAGGAGCAAAUCUACAAAUAAUGAAAGAGAAUAAAGGUGAAGCUGAGAGCACAGAUGUUCAGUCAGUGAGUAGAAAGGCAGUGAAAACUUCCACUGAGAACACUGCUGCACCAGCUGUGGAUGCUGGCUCAGUUUCGGUCAUAUCAGAAGAGACCUGCCAAGUCGCAGCAGAUAUGAGGUCAGAUAAAAAGCUACGAAAGGCAUUUAGCACAGAAAAUGUACCAGACCACGUUGGGAAAGAGAAAGAUGACAGUGUCACACUAAGAGACAAAUCCCAGAACUCUCCCAGAACUAGACCUGUCUCAGAACUCAUAAAGGAGACCAUUCAGUUGCAUGAAAAACUGCAACAUCCAGAUCGAUCAAAGCCACCUGAAAUCAAAACUGACGAGCAAGGCCAGUCAGUGAAGGUGGCACAGAUGAAGGCGGCUUUUGACUCUGCUCAGAAAUCCCCUGAGAAACCAGUUGAGAGGAAGCCGUCUGUCAGAAAAGGUAGGCCAAUACCUGUGGUAUAG
This is a messenger RNA of Sphaeramia orbicularis (orbiculate cardinalfish), 2357 nucleotides long. RefSeq names its product DNA ligase 1. Bases 87 to 2357 code for a protein of 756 amino acids. The transcript has 2 exons. The record is from RefSeq and is a predicted model, not a curated record. Lineage: Eukaryota; Metazoa; Chordata; Actinopteri; Kurtiformes; Apogonidae.